AUGGUGUCUUCAACCUCUGUCCAUUCGCCCACGAUGGAUUCCAUCCAGGAAAUCGGGCCCCCCAUCGUCAGUCCUCCCACCGAGAGCCCGCCAGCCUUCAAACGAGUCUCGUACGGCCUCAACAUCGACACCGAAAACACGUCGCCCUCGCCGUCGCCCGCCAUCCGCCGCCUCUCGCGCUCAGACACGGCCGUCCACCGCGAGCCCUUUUCGCCGCUGCGCCGCCGACGAAGCACCCGCGCCGCGACCUUUAGGGCCAUUGACGACACAGACGACUUCGACUUCGAUGCCACGUACACGGAGCGGCCGGGAUGGGAACCGGGCUCUGAGCCGGGGUUUGAUCCUAAUUUACCGGAUGGAGGACAUGCCUCGAUGCCGCAGCUGAGCGCGGACUGCCAGAUUACGGUGGUGGAUUUUUCAAAGGAUAGAAUGGUUAAGAGACAUUUUGAUAAUGAGUCGUUUAUCACGUUUUUGACGCAGCCGAAGGAGAAGUGGGCCAAGUGUCGGUGGAUUAAUGUCAAUGGCUUGAGUUGGGAUGUGAUUCAGGCGGUGGGAGCGCAUAAAGGACUGCAUAAGCUUGCGUUGGAGGAUAUCAUGAAUAUCAGGAACAGGACCAAGGCUGAUUGGUAUCCAAACCACGCCUUCAUCAUCAUGACGCUCCAGAAGCUGGUCCAUCUGGUGGACGACGACGACAGCUCCUCCGACUCGAGCAGCAUACGAUCAAGAAAGUCGGCCACCAAGGUCAAGAACUUCUUCCGCGGGUUCGGCAGCCGCAACGACGACAAGCUCGACAAGCUCAAGAACCCCAGCCCGCCUAUUGAUCCGGAGAAGCGCAUCACUACAAAGUGCCUGACGGAACUAUCAGAGAGCCUCGAGCUGCAGGAAACGUCCAUGGUUCGCACUCUGCAGCGGUACCAUGCCUCUGGCAACGAGACGCGCACCGACUACAUGGAAGCAAACUCCAUCCUUACGCCGCUCAACCUCGCCGUUUCUGCUGAACAAGUCUCCAUCUUCCUCACGGCCGACAACACCGUCAUCUCCUUUUUCGAGGUCUCCGCCGGUGAUGUCGAGCGACCUAUUGUCACGCGUCUGAGCAACCCGGGCACUAUCCUCCGCGAGUCGUGCGACGCCUCGCUCGUUGUGCAGGCUAUUAUUGAUGCUAUUAUCGACUUGGCUAUUCCCCUGACGGCCGUGUACAAUGACGUCUUGGGUGAUUUGGAGCUCGACGUCUUGACCUCGCCCAGCAUCAAGCAGUGCAAGAGCCUUUAUAUCUGCAUCAGCGAGAUUAACAAGAUGCUGCGAUUUCUCAAUCCCAUUGAUAACCUCGUCAACGUCCUGCGCGAUCACAAGACGAAUUUCUCCCAUGAAGAGGCCAUCAAAGAGCUCGAGAACCCAGCGAGUGGUGUCAUCGUCACGCCCAUGACGCAUACGUACUUGGGCGACGUGCUGGAUCACUGCAUCAUCAUCACUGAGGCGCUGCAGCAGUGCAAGCAGUCGAGCGAGAAUUUGAUCAAUCUCAUCUUCAACACCAUCUCGGCGAACCAGAACGAGAGCAUGAAGCAGCUGACGACUGUGACUAUUAUUUUCCUGCCGCUGACGUUUAUUACUGGAUAUUUUGGGCAGAAUUUCCCGGCGGAGAAGUUUCCGGAUGUUGAUCAUGGGAUAUGGUACUUCUGGGCGUGUGCGGUCCCGACGGCUCUUGCUACGAUUCUCAUCUUGAUGCGUGAAAUGAUAUCUUCUUGGUUUGCGACAAUGAGCAAAUGGAAAGCCGAAGAGCCAAAGACUCCAGAUGAGGACGCUCUGAGAGAAGAAGACCUGCAGUAUGGAACCACUGGCUUGACAGAAGAGGAAUUGGCUGCAAAGUAUCCUCACAAGCCCAAGAAUCAUUCCAAGACGCUGAGAUUCUCAGAGCUCUUCAAGGACCUGUUCAAUCCGCUAAAUGAAAACAAGAAGCAGCCGCCAAGCGCUUCCGGCCCAGCCAGCAAAAAGGGUCCCCACGGACUGACCAAACUGUCGCCACAGGAACAGAGACGGCAUAUUGUUGAGCGGUUCAUCACGAGAUGGAGAAAAGAAGUUGGCGAUGAUUUUUAUCCUGCUCUGCGUCUCAUCCUGCCAGACAAGGAUCGCGAUCGCGGCGCCUAUGGGCUGAAGGAGAAUGCCAUAGGCAAGCUCCUGGUGAAGCUGAUGAAGAUUGACAAAAACUCGGAAGAUGGCUACAAUCUUCUACACUGGAAGCUGCCUGGCCAAACCACAGGAGCACGUCUAGCUGGCGAUUUUGCCGGUCGAUGUUUUGAAGUCAUCUCAAAACGCCCAAUGCGCACCCAGGUGGGCAACAUGACCGUUGCAGAAGUCAACCACGAGUUGGAUAGACUGGCUGCGUCGGCUGGAGAAGCUGAGAAUCUGCGCAUCUUUGAGACUUUCUACAAUCGCAUGAAUGCCGAGGAGCUUAUGUGGCUCAUUCGUAUCAUCCUGAAACAAAUGAAAGUCGGUGCUACGGAAAAGACCUUCCUGUACUUAUGGCACCCCGAUGGUGAAACUCUCUUCAGUGUGUCUUCAAGUCUGAGGCGCGUAUGCUGGGAACUCUACGAUCCCGAAUUCAGGCUUGAACAGGAUGAUGCUGGUAUCGCGCCGAUGCAGUGCCUCCAGCCGCAGCUUGCUCAAUUCCAAAUGCCAGCGUCGUUCCAAAAGAUGAUUGAACUCCUUCGACCCACGGAAGAUGACCCUGAAUUCUGGAUAGAAGAAAAAUUAGACGGCGAACGUAUGCAGAUGCACAUGGUUGAGGAUGCCGACCACCCUGGUGGACGAAGAUUCUGCUUCUGGUCGAGAAAGGCCAAGGAUUACACGUACCUAUACGGUAAUGGCCUGCUGGAUGAAAACUCUAGCUUGACGAGGCAUCUUAAAAAUGCAUUUGCAUCUGGUGUGCGAAAUCUGAUUCUAGACGGCGAGAUGAUUACUUGGGACAUGGCAGUGGACAAGAUUGUCCCUUUUGGUACUCUGAAGACGGCCGCCCUUGCAGAGCAGAGCAACAAGUCCGAAUCGAACGCAGCCGGCCACCGUCCCUUAUUUCGAGUCUUUGACAUACUGUAUCUGAACGACAAGCAGCUUACACAGUACACUCUGCGCGACCGACGGAAUGCUUUGAGCAAGGCAGUCAAGUCGGUACAUCGACGGCUAGAAGUUCACGAGUAUACACGCGCCACUUCAGCCGAUGCUAUUGAGCCGCUUCUAAGAGAAGUGGUCGCGAAUGCAUCAGAAGGCCUCGUAUUAAAGAACCCUCGAUCCAUGUAUCGCCUCAACAGCCGCAACGACGACUGGCUGAAGGUGAAGCCAGAAUACAUGUCCGAAUUCGGCGAGUCUCUCGAUUGUGUCAUUAUUGGUGGCUACUACGGCUCCGGAAAGCGAGGAGGAUUCUUAUCUAGCUUCCUGUGUGGUCUUCGUGUGACGCAGAACCAUAUUCAGGCUGGCGCCAACCCGGAAAAGUGCUUUAGCUUCUUCAAAGUCGGCGGUGGCUUUCGAACCGAGGAUUAUGCUGAGAUACGGCAUCGCACCGACGGCAAAUGGAUGGAGUGGGAUCCUAAAAACCCGCCAUCAGAGUACGUGGAGCUGGGUGGCGGCGAUGCCAAGCAGUAUGAACGACCCGAUAUGUGGAUUCGACCGAAAGACUCUGUCGUUGUCUCUGUAAAAGCGGCCAGCGUUGGCCCUUCGGACCAGUUUGCUCGGGGCUUUACGCUGCGGUUCCCUCGAUUUCGAAGACUACGGCUCGACCGCAGCUGGGACACGGCGUUGUCUCUAGAAGAGUUUCAAGAGCUUAAACAGAGAGUGGAGACCGAGUUGAAGCAAAUGGAGAUGACUGUGGAGGAUCGCAGAAGGAAGAAUCCAAAACGGAUAAAGAAGGAGCUUGUCAUUGCGGGCGAUGAUGCGGCGCCCCCUGAAUUCGAAGGAGCAAAGUCAAAGCUGUUUGAAAGACUGGAGUUUUGCGUGCUAUCCGAGUCGUUGAAGCCAUAUAAGAAGACAAAGGCGCAGUUGGAAUCGAUCAUUAAAGAAAACGGGGGCUCCAUCUCGCAAAGGGCUGCUGCGGGGACCAAGAUGGUUCUCAUAGGAGAUAAGAAAGUGGUCAAGGUUGCCAGUCUCAUGAAAGAGGGGGACGUUGAUAUUAUUCGGCCUAUAUGGAUCAAAGACUGCUUGGAUCAGCCUAAUGGAGGAUUUUUACUGCCGUACGAGGAAAGACAUUUGUUUCAUGCCACGGAUGGCUUGAUCGACAGUGCUUCUCUGAAUACAGAUCCAUUGGGCGACAGCUACGCCCGAGAUACCUCUGUGGACGAGCUACGAGAGGUACUCCGAAACAUGCCCAAGCUCGAGGACACAGAGUCAUUUGAUAAGACGCUGUUUUUGGAUCAACUGGAACAGCACGGGAAAGACUUUACGACUUUGCGAAACUUCAUGUUUUCCCAAUGCAGAGUGCUGUUUUACCUCGCGGACGGGGCAAUGGAGAGUGUAAAAGACAAGUGGGAGCGAUUUAUCCGGUACGGGGGCGGUUCGUGCAGCCAGGAUCUGGAGGACCAGAGUGUUACGCAUAUUGUCGUGCUGGGGGAUGAUCCUAUGGAGGUUGGGGAUGUGGGGGACAAGUUGAGGCGGAGGCUUAGCGAGAGGAGGAGGAUGCCUCGGUUGGUGAGGGCGCGGUGGGUGGAGGAGAGUUGGGGGGAGAGGACGGUGUUGGAUGAGGAGAGGUAUGUUGUAUAA
This is a messenger RNA of Trichoderma gamsii, 4740 nucleotides long. RefSeq names its product DNA ligase 4. The transcript is spliced from 5 exons. The record is from RefSeq and is a predicted model, not a curated record. Gene Ontology annotation, biological process: double-strand break repair via nonhomologous end joining; transmembrane transport; nucleotide-excision repair, DNA gap filling. Gene Ontology annotation, cellular component: membrane; DNA ligase IV complex. Lineage: Eukaryota; Fungi; Ascomycota; Sordariomycetes; Hypocreales; Hypocreaceae. Gene Ontology annotation, molecular function: ATP binding; metal ion transmembrane transporter activity; DNA ligase (ATP) activity. Bases 1 to 4740 code for a protein of 1579 amino acids.